GGCCGACAACGUGACAUCGGAAUUCAAGAUGCCUACGACUCGUUCUGGAACCGCCGGGGCGGCUGAGGCGGCCGCUGCGGAAGAGGUAGAGACUUCCGUCACGUCGGGGUCCAGUGAGCUUCAUGAGUUGCAGGAUCAGCUUGCGACGUUGACAGAGUUGGUUACUCAGCAGGCCGCGGCAGCACGACAGCAGAUAGACGCUGCGCGUCGGCAGGAGGACAGGAUGAAGAGGUUAGAGGAUCUAUUACUGCGGCAGACGACCGAUAGAGAGAUUCCAGGUUCUGUACCUCCGGAUUCUGUACCUAUAGUACCAGAGAGGGGCACCACAGUGAGAGCACAGUCACCGGUACCCGAUACACCCCCAGUAGCUCCGAGGGCAGAGACCCGACAGGAGACAGUAGUACCACCACCAGUACCUGUAGCAGCAGUUGGGACAGUGUUACCCGAGAUGGUGGGGGUUGAGGAGCGAGAGCGGAUGAUGGAACGACUGAAUGAAUUCCGUCGCUGCAACCCUCGUGUCUUUGAUGGGGAGAAAGCAGAUCAUUGGGUGGUUGAAAAAUGGUUAAUGCAUAUGGAGAAACUAUUCUAUGACACUUUUGUUGAGGAGCGGUACCGAGUUUGGUUUGCGACACACCACCUUGAUGGCGAGGCUUACAGGUGGUAGGUGGACAUCCGGGAGGAUCCCCGUGCUGAUUUGUCUGCUAUCACGUGGAACAGGUUCAAGGAGUUGUUGUUGACUACCUAUUUUCCACAGAGUGUGAAGAGGCAGAUGGAAAGGGAUCUGAGGAACUUGAGACAGGGGGACAGGACAGUGGCU
Ananas comosus (pineapple) is the source of this 817-nucleotide messenger RNA. RefSeq lists its product as uncharacterized. Bases 29 to 664 code for a protein of 211 amino acids. The transcript is spliced from 2 exons. The record is from RefSeq and is a predicted model, not a curated record. NCBI's taxonomy places the organism in Eukaryota, Viridiplantae, Streptophyta, Magnoliopsida, Poales, Bromeliaceae.